Molecule: messenger RNA, 1662 nt
Organism: Acanthosepion pharaonis
Lineage: Eukaryota; Metazoa; Mollusca; Cephalopoda; Sepiida; Sepiidae
Source: the annotation of a GenBank genome assembly
AUGUGUGGACAAUGCUUACUCUCCACAGCUUUCUUUAAUAUGUAUGAAUUUUCCUUUAAUAUCUAUGGAUUUUCUUUUAAUAUUUAUGAAUAUUCAUUUAAUAUCUAUGGAUUUUCUUUUAAUAUUUAUGAAUAUUCAUUUAAUAUCUAUGAAUAUUCUUUUAAUAUGUAUGAAUUUUCCUUUAAUAUAUAUGAAUUUUCCUUUAAUAUGUAUGAUUAUUCAUUUAAUAUGUAUGAAUAUUCCUUUAAUAUGUAUGAAUAUUCCUUUCAUAUGUAUGAAUAUUCCUUUCAUAUGUAUGAAUUUUCCUUUAAUAUGUAUGAUUAUUCAUUUAAUAUGUACGAAUAUUCCUUUAAUAUGUAUGAAUAUUCCUUUCAUAUGGACAAGCGCCGAAUACACAGACUACUUUUAUUAAUAAUAUCGGGGUCUUCUCCUGACCUUAUUAUUAUUAUUAUUAUUAUUAUUAUUAUUAUUAUUAUUAUUAUUAUUAUUAUUCUGCUUUCCCUGACUAAAUUCUUUCUUUUAUUUUUCAUUUAUCUCUGUUUGGGCGUCUUCUUUUCCUAUCCGCUAACCCACCUGCGACACAUCGCUUCUCCCCUCGGGCUAGUGUCUAAUGAUGUUCAACAUUUCUCUGUGGGUCGCCUUAGGUAUAUUAUAUUUGUUUCCAAAUGUCUUAAUGCCAUUUACACAAACGUCUAUUCAUUUAGUAGUUUGGCAUUUUCUUUCUUCUUCCUCUUUUUUCUUAUUCUUCAAUCGAUUUUCUUUUUCUCUUCUUUCAUUUUCUUUUUCUCUUCUUUCCCUGUUUUCAUUCUUUCUUUCUUUCUUCCAUUCUUUUCUCUUUCCAUAUUUUUCUAUCAAUAUUCUUUUACUUUGCUUUUUUCCCCACCUUUUUUUAUCUUUGUUCGAUUUUCUCUUUUUAUAUUAGUUUUAUUUUCAUCGGCUGUUUCUUUCCUUCUUUUUUAUUCUUUAUUUGCUUUCAUAAUCGUUUUUUUUUUUUUUAUUUCUUUUGUUUUUUUAUUCUUUGUUUUUGCCUCUUUUUCUUUCCUUCUUCUAUUUUCCUUCUUUUUUUCUUUCCAUUUUCGUCUCUUUCGUUUUUUUCGCUUUUAUUUCCUUCUUUUUUAUUCUUUAUUUGCCCUCCUUUUUCUUUCAUUCUAUUUUUCCUUCUUUUUUUCUUUCCAUUUUCGUCUCUUUCGUUUUUUUCGCUUUUAUUUCCUUCUUUUUUAUUCUUUAUUUGCUUUCGUCUUUCUUUCAUUCUAUUUUUCCUUCUUUCCAUUUUUGUCUCUUUCGUUUUUUUCGCUUUUAUUUCCUUCUUUUUUAUUCUUUAUUUGCUUUCGUUUUUCUUUCCUUCUAUUUUCUCUUCUUUUUCUUUCUUUUUUCUUCUCCCUAUUUUUAUCUCUUUACAUGUUUUCAAUUUUCUUUCCUUCCUUUUUUAUUCGUUCUUAUUUUUCCUUCUUUUUUUAUUUUCCUUUCUUUCUCUUUUCCCUUCUUUUUAGUUUUUAUCUGUUUCGUUUUAUUUUUUCCUUUUUUAUUAUUUAUUCUUUCUUUUACCUUUCCGUUUUUUCUUCUUUUUUCUUUUCUCUUCUUUUUCUUUUUCCAUUCCUGUUAUUUCUUUAUUCUUCAUUCAUCCAUUUUUCUAUUCUUCCUUUCUAUGUCCCCCUUCGUUGA